AUGAUAUUCUCAUAUCCCUACACACCUACAACACUCCGGACGACCGUGAAACCGCGCCCAUGGGUGCCAUUCAAACCCCAUGAAGGACACGCCAAAGUCCCGCCCCUGCCCUCCAAGCCCAGGUCCGAUGACUUACUUGGCAUCUACAACAUCAGCACGCAUAUCAUACCUGCAGCUACUCCCAGAGUCACCCCAGAUGUUCCAGUUCCGGAGCCACCUCCUCGCUCUUCGAAAAGGACCGAGAGGUAUAUCAAGAAACUAGGACUUGAAUUCAUGGAAUCACAGGUCCGGCAAGUGGAGGACGGCAACUCUGGGGUCGUGGACGAAAGGUUACUGUGGAAUUGUGUCAAUCGAUACGUGAAAAAGGAAAAGGAGGACAAAGUCAGAACGAAGGGGAUCACCUUGUUCCUUGUGCAUGCAACGGGUUUUCCGAAGGAAAUAUGGGAGACCACUUUAUGCUAUCUACUAGCUACCUGUGACAUCGUAGAUGAAAUAUGGUCAUGGGAGUCCGUGCAACAUGGGGACUCUGCUCUGCUAAACAGACAGAAUCUCAGUGGUAGCUUUGAUUGGACUGACAAUGCGAGAGACAUUGCAAACUUUCUCGUCAACUACAUGCCAGAAGAGGUAGAAGCAUCUGCUCUCCCUAUCCAACUCCAUCGACUUCCUGCAUCCAUCGGUGAAUCACGGCAAACGUAUGGCUUCUCCUUCCGGACCUUGGUGGCGGCAGGACACUCGUAUGGAGGUUGCUCAGUGACGUUAACCGCGUUGCAUUUCCCUGCCUUGUUCUCCUCGAUGAUACUCCUCGAUGCGAUGAUUGAUACUUACCGAGACUUUGUGUGGGAGCGCACGCAGUACUUGACUGGGGCUUCGUUGAUAAGACGCGAUCAAUGGCCAUCACGGGAGGAAGCCUUGCGUUCCUUUAAAUGCUCGCCCAUGUUCUCCACUUGGCAUCCUGACGUCCUUCGGGCUCUAUAUGAAAGUGGAUGCGUCAGAUUGAAAACGCCUCCUGUUCACGAGGCUCUCGUCAUGGCGCACACAAGAGCUAGCCGUGAAACCUGGGAAUUGAUGGAAACACUUGACGAAAAGAUUGAGUUACUGUGGAUUCUUCCCGGAGAACAAAGCCAGGAUGUGUUGAUGCUAUUGGAAGUGAGAAAGCAGCGUGCUUGGCGCAGGCCUGCAAAUUCAGCUAACGUCAUAUUCAAGUCGUCUGGCCAUCUCAUUCCUCAGGAGUCUCCAGAAGAGCUUGCGCAAGUUAUCACCGACUUUCUGCAUAGGAAGUACGCUAUUUCUUUAGGGCAAUCAAAGCUCUAGAAACUUGCAUAUGAACGUGUGCAUAGUGCGCUGGGAACUUCCGCAAACACU
This is a messenger RNA of Suillus bovinus, 1362 nucleotides long. RefSeq names its product Alpha/Beta hydrolase protein. The coding region runs from base 1 to 1311 and encodes 436 amino acids. The transcript has 9 exons. The record is from RefSeq and is a predicted model, not a curated record. Lineage: Eukaryota; Fungi; Basidiomycota; Agaricomycetes; Boletales; Suillaceae.